AAGAGUCGGCAAAUCACUGGUGCGUGUUUGUCUGUUGACGCAGCGUCGUGUUGUGAUUUCAUCCGGUAAUGUCACAUUAAUGCUUUGUUCUGUAUGUCUCUCCACAUUAGUAGAUAUUUUGUGGUAGGUCUUGUAAAGUAUGUGAGUAUGGAUAGCAUCAUGUUAAACUUAAAUAGCGUGUCAUGAAUUAAGUCAUUAUUGAAGAGCAUGUCUAAAUUACAAUAAAGGCUGUCAAGCAAUAUAGGUAGUUCAUGCUCACAUCUCAUCAAUAAUUCGUACUGUUUUCUGUUUCAAUGGAGCAUACCAGUAUCAACUAUCCUGAGAUAUAUAAGGAUGAAUCUACUAUAGAGGAAAAAUUUGAUGUCCAGAUUCAUGAUCCUUACAGAUGGCUGGAAGACCCGGAUUCUGCCCAGACAAAAGCUUUUGUAAAGGCACAAAAUCUGAUAACGGAGCAGUUCUUGCGUAAAUGUCCAUACACUUCGAAAAUCAGAGAUAGAUUAACUGCUAUCUGGGACUACGAAAAAUACUCUUGUCCAUUGAAAUACGGCUCCUUUUACUAUAUAUGGCAUAAUAGUGGUUUACAAAAUCAAAGUGUUCUUUAUCAAAUGAAAACGUUGUCAGGACCCACGAAAACGUUUUUAGAUCCUAACGAAAUUGAUCCAGAAGGCCUUACAUCUUUGAGAAACUACAGUUUUUCGGUGGAAGGAACUUAUUGUUGUUAUGGUCUUAGUUUUGGUGGUUCUGAUUGGUCUGAACUUAAAUUUAAAACCUGCGAAUCGGGCGAAGAUCUGCCAGAUGUUUUGAAAAAUGUCAAGUUCAGUUCAAUUUCGUGGACGAAGGAUGAGAAAGGUGUUUUUUACUGUAUGUACCCUCAGCACGAAGGUAAAGCGGAUGGUACUGAAACAACUACUAAUACUGAUCAGAAGCUCAUGUACCAUCGUCUGGGUACACCACAGUCAGAUGAUAUCUUGUUCCUGGAACGACCGGAUCACCCUACUUGGAAUAUUCAAGGAGAAGUGUCUGAUUGCGGGAGAUACUUACUGGUAACUUUGUAUGAUGGAUGUGAACCCAAUAACCAGCUUUUCUACUGCGAUCUUGAAAAAGUCGAUCUAAUUAUCAAAAAAAAAAUUGAGUUGAUUCCAAUCGUCGAUCGCUUUGAAGCUGUCUAUGAAUAUGUGACAAAUGAAGGUGGUUCAUUUGUAUUUCGCACCAACUUAGAUGCUCCGAUGUACAAGAUAAUCAAAAUCAAUCUUUCUAAUUGUGAUCGUCAACAUUGGGAAGAUCUUAUCGAUCACAAUGUGGAAUCACUCUUAGAAAGUGCAGUUUGUGUGAACGAGGAUAAAUUGAUCAUUUGUCAUCUAAAGAAUGUUAAGAGCUGCUUAUCCGUACACAAACUACUCACUGGGGAGAAGAUAUCGGAUAUUGAUAUUUCACUUGGAUGCGUCGCUAAUGUAACUGGACGCAAACGUGAUGAUGAAGCUUUCAUCCAUUUUACAUCGUUUCUCACUCCUGGAAUAAUUUACUCCUACAAUUUUUCCCACUCUCAUCCAAAGUUAGAGGUUAUCAGAGAGUCAAAGAUUCGGGAUGUAGACUUAGAUCAAUUUGAAGUGAAACAAGUAUUCUAUGAAAGUAAAGAUAAAACUGUAGUUCCUAUGUUUCUUGUUCUACCUAAAAAUUUCCAACAAAACAACUCGGCGCCGUGUCAACUUUACGGCUAUGGUGGAUUUAACAUAUCUGUUACUCCAUCGUUUUCGGUUGGACGAUUGUUUUUCUUGAUGCAUUUUGGUGGUAUAAUUGCAGUAGCCAACAUUCGUGGUGGAGGAGAAUAUGGAAAAUCUUGGCACGACGCCGGUCGGCUGCAAAACAAACAAAACUCUUUCGAUGAUUUCCAAGCAGCAGCCGAAUACCUUAUUAAUCAUGGAUAUACUAACAACCAAAAACUGUACAUUCAAGGAGGUAGUAAUGGUGGACUUCUAGUUUGUGCCUGUUGCAAUCAACGACCUGAUUUAUUUAAAGCUGCUAUUGCUCAAGUCCCAGUGUGCGACCUUAUUAGAUUCCACAAAUUUACGAUUGGACACGCCUGGAAAAGUGACUAUGGAGAUCCUGAUAAUAAAAAGGAUUUUUCAAACUUGAUGCGCAUUUCCCCACUCCAUAAUGUCAAGAUUCCAUCUAAUCCAGAUGUUCAAUAUCCAGCUUUAUUGAUUUUAACUGCAGAUCAUGAUGAUCGUGUUGUUCCGUUACAUUCAUUCAAGUUUAUUGCUACUUUACAAGAAAAGUUAUGUCGCAACUGUUGCCAAACAAACCCUAUUCUGAUUCGAAUUGAGCCAAAGGCUGGACAUGGACAAGGCAAACCAACAUCAAAAUCAAUUAACGAGGUAGUAGAUAUAUACUCCUUCUUACAAACUGCAAUGUCACUCACAUGGAAAGAAUAAUAUGGAUUGUUAUCGCAAUUACUAGUCUUUGAAUUUUUGGUACCUAAUAAUCUCGUUGCUGUUGUCAAUAUCUAUAGAUUAAUUUUAAUAACUGCCCCCGAUUUGAUUUGUAUGAAGAUCGUCUGUGGUGCUUUGUUUAUUUAUUAACAUUCUUGGCUUUCAUAUAUAUAUUUCGUGUAACUAAACCAAACUUAUACAUUUGUUAUGACGUAUUAAAAAAUAUUUAAUGAUAUUAC
Molecule: messenger RNA, 2668 nt
Organism: Schistosoma bovis
Lineage: Eukaryota; Metazoa; Platyhelminthes; Trematoda; Strigeidida; Schistosomatidae
Source: the annotation of a GenBank genome assembly